This is a messenger RNA of Aspergillus mulundensis, 2640 nucleotides long. Its product is annotated as putative GTPase activating protein (Gyp5). The transcript has 4 exons. The coding region runs from base 1 to 2640 and encodes 879 amino acids. Lineage: Eukaryota; Fungi; Ascomycota; Eurotiomycetes; Eurotiales; Aspergillaceae. The record is from RefSeq and is a predicted model, not a curated record.
AUGUCUUCCGGCCUAGAUAACAAAGACUAUGAAGGGGAUUCAUUCCAUGACUCCUCGGAAGUCCCGAAUGCCAAUAAUAACCUCACCCUCUCGAUCCCCCAGAGCGCUUCCACUCGAUCGUUAACCGAUAGCCCCCCGAGUGGUACUGCCACAACGCCGCAGUUCACGGACGCCCCUCAGAUCCCACGAACCCCGGAUGAGGAUCACAAGACUGAAGACGAGUUCCACGAGGCCGGCACAGACGAACAGUCUGAAGCAGAGGCAACUCCUCGCAAACAGAAGCUACAAAAGUCUCCAUUGUUGACAGCGCAUCGGCUCUCCACCUCGUCUCUUGACGAGGUGAACUUGACUGGCACUCAGAACCCAGAUGGUCCUCUUGACAUGUCUGCACCAAACCAGGAGGCCGGCAUAGGAUCUCCGCCCGCAUUACCUUCCCGAGACUCCACAUCAACGCAGAGCUCUCUUCUACAAGGGUUUUCCGGCAACCUCCCCUCCGUGCCAUGGGCCCCUCCACCGCAAAACAAGAAUCAACCCCCCGCGGCACCUCCGCCGCCUCCAACUAGAAGAAUUACAAGCCCCUUUGCCUGGCUUUCUCGGGCUUCAACGGGAAGCAAGGACGCUGUGCAAACUGGACGACGGAACACUGCUGCUUCCAUCUCGACGAUCGGUAGCAAUCCUGAAAUUGCGGGCCGAUUGCAGGAUGCAGAACCGGACGGCUCGAGUGUGGGCUCUAGAAAACCACAGCGAAAUAGCUUAAAGGACCAGUUCAAACUGCUUAGGAUGCGCGAGGAAGGACAUGGUCCAGAGAUUGACGAGGCAAGUGUUGCGUCCGGGCGAACAUCGGGACGCGCGAGCGUCAGCCACUCAGUCACGAGCCCUCCUAGUAUUCCGGAGGAAGGAGAGAAUGAUGCCACGGCUGCGCUUCCAGCAGCUUCGCCCUUAACACCGCCGACCUCAACUGUCAACCCGAAUCUUCCGCCAGGGACUGUUUCGGGGGUUUCAGCAUCCGCGAGUGAUGCCGCUGCGCCUGUGGACUGGGAAUUAUGGCAGCAACUCGUAAAUGAUGGGCCUCAGGUUCUGAAAGGCAGAAACUCAGAGGAGCUGAAUGGUGCUAUCAAACGUGGAAUCCCGCAGACCAUUCGAGGCGUCAUCUGGCAGAUUCUGGCUGACAGUAGAAACCUGGAACUAGAAGAGGUUUAUAGGGAGCUUGUUGCACGAGGUACGGACAAGGAAAAGCCGCGGGCAAAUGGCUUGACCAACGGAAGCGUAGAGAAAGACUCAACAGCAUCUUCGCGUUCAUCUAUUCGUUCAGAGCGAUCUCUUUCUGCGGCCCCUUCGAACCAUAGUCCUUCUAUUAGCCCUUCGCAGGAACAGGACCCUGAGAAGCUCGCCAAAGAGCAGGCUGCGCAUGAAACGGCUAGAAAGCAGAAGGCGAAGGAGGAAGCGGCGGCGCUUCAGAAACUUGAGAAGACCAUUCGACGUGACUUGGGAGCACGGACGAGCUACUCGCGUUACUUUGUCUCCCAGGGUAAUCAGGAGGGACUUUUUGGUCUAUGCAAGGCCUAUGCUCUAUACGACGAGGCUGUGGGAUAUGCUCAAGGGAUGAACUUCAUUGUCAUGCCGCUGUUGUUCAAUAUGGACGAGGCCGAGGCCUUUACCCUAAUGGUCAAGCUCAUGAACCAAUACGGUCUGCGGGAAAUGUUCAUUCAGGAUAUGCCUGGUUUACACCGCAGCUUAUACGUCUUUGAACGACUGCUUGAGGAUCUUGAGCCCGCCCUUUAUUGCCAUUUAAGGCGGCGAGGAGUCCACCCCCAACUCUACGCUACUCAAUGGUUUUUGACCUUGUUUGCUUACCGAUUCCCGUUGCAACUUGUGCUUCGAAUUUACGAUCUCAUCCUUGAAGAAGGAUUGGAGAGUACUAUCUUGAAGUUUUCACUUGCGAUUAUGCGGCGCAACGCAGACGCUCUUCUGGCGAUGAAGGACAUGACACCAUUGACGACAUUUUUGAAGGAUCGGUUGUUCGAUGUAUAUAUCGAUAAGCAGCCCACCCCAUCGUCUAUCCUCGAGUCUGGGUUCUUUGGGUCAUCAGGUGCUGCCGACAAGGAGAUUUACCGUGCCGACAUCAUGGUCCAUGAUGCUUGUGAUAUCCUUCUAGACCAAGCGACUAUAAGCGCGUACACUGCUGAAUGGGAAGAGAAGGAGCGCGCCGAGAGAGAGCGUGAAGCCGAAUUGAGCCAGCUGAGGCAUACCGUCUCUGUGCAGAGUGCUCGCAUCCGUGCGUUGGAGGAGCAGAACGAAGCAUCGGAUAAGGAACAUGUUCAGCUUGCUUCAGAGGUUGUCCACCUGAAGGUCGAAAACGAGGAGCUUUCGGACCUGAAUGAUGCACUGAAAAUGCAGGUAAAAGAACUCAAGAUUGUGGUGGAUAAACAGCCCGCGGAAGUCGAACAGAAACUUCAGACGGAAAUGGACCGCAUCAUGCAACGUAAUCUCGAGGUACAAAAUGAGAACCGCGCCAUGGUGGAACAAAUGGCCGAGAUGGAAAAGGAGCUUGUGACGGCUAAGCUCAGUUACGCGGAGAUACACGAGCAAUACGAAGCUCAAAAGCAGAAGUGGAACGACAUUCGCAAGGCUCUUGAUUAG